AUGUGCAUCAGGCUGAGCUCGCUCAUUCUACUUCUCAUUAUGGUGCUGCUGUGUGUUUGCGCAGAGACUGAUGCCAAAAAGUGGCGUGCACAUUUUAACAAGAACAAAAAUUCGCCCAAAAUUUCCGCCACUUUUCGUACAGUGCCCCCCAAACGCAAAGCAAUGCCAAAACAUCAUGUCGCACCGCACAAGCGAAACCCGAAAAUGAACUACUAUCAUACCCUGCCUUCAAGUUGGCCAACUCAUUUUGCCGACCCAUUGCCACCUACCUACUACUUAGGCUCAAGCUAUCCACGCUGGCGCUCGUAUCUCACAUCCCCAACGAGAACAACAAACACACUGAGAAAAAUGGAUCUAGUGCCACCAUUUUUGCCCCUUUCAUUCGGAGCACAUCAAACGCCAAUGCAUCGCGCCGACGAAUUCGAUUCCAGUAGCAGCACUUUGCCAACCACAUCUUUGGUUGAUAUGAGCGCCUUCAAUGCUGCCUUUGCCGAUGGUCUAUUUGACACAGAGUUGACGCAUUCGUCUGCAAGCUCUGAGUUUCUACAACCGGAAAUAUCGUUAGGUGGAUGGAAGCCAGUCGAUUACAAAUCAUUUAUGGCCGAUGCCGAUUUCAGUCUCUUGAACGAUCAGAUGGGUCUGAGCCGUCGGCUGGAUAUGGAUGGGCUUAUGUACAACAAUCCAUUUGAAGCACAUUUUAUUUGA
Messenger RNA from Anastrepha obliqua, 705 nucleotides. RefSeq lists its product as uncharacterized. The record is from RefSeq and is a predicted model, not a curated record. Lineage: Eukaryota; Metazoa; Arthropoda; Insecta; Diptera; Tephritidae. Bases 1 to 705 code for a protein of 234 amino acids. The transcript is spliced from 2 exons.